UCCAGCGCUUGGCAAUUUGUAGGAGUGAGUUCCGGUCGUGGCCGAAGUGGUUGCAUUUUGUUAGUACCGAAGGGUCGCGAUGGCUGCGGUGGAUUCGGAUGUCGAACCGCUGCCUCGUGGAGGUUUCCGCUGCUGCCUCUGCCACGUCACUACAGCCAACCGACCCAGCCUAGAUGCCCACCUGGGAGGUCGGAAGCACCGGCACCUGGUAGAAUUACGAGCUGCCCGAAAAGCCCAGGGACUUCGAAGUGUGUUUGUCAGUGGCUUUCCCCGGGAUGUGGAUUCUACUCAGCUCUCUGAGUACUUCCAGGCAUUUGGACCUGUGGCCAGUGUUGUCAUGGACAAGGAUAAGGGUGUGUUUGCCAUCGUGGAGAUGGGGGACGUGGCUACCCGGGAAGCUGUCCUGUCACAGCCUCAGCACAGCCUGGGGGGCCAUCGCCUGAGGGUCCGGCCACGGGAGCAGAAAGAGUUUCAGAGCCCAGCCUCCAAGUCCCCCAAAGGAGCCGCCCCCGAUAGUCACCAGAUGGCCAAAGUGCUAGCCGAGGCUCCGGAUGUGGGGGCACAGAUGGUGAAGCUGGUGGGGCUGAGGGAGCUCUCCGAGGCUGAGCGGCAGCUUCGGAGCCUCGUGGUGGCCCUGAUGCAGGAGGUCUUCACAGAGUUCUUCCCUGGCUGUGUGGUCCAUCCUUUUGGCUCUUCCAUAAACAGCUUUGAUGUCCAUGGCUGUGAUCUUGACCUCUUCCUGGAUCUGGGGGACUUGGAAGAGCCCCAGCCAGCCCCCAAGGCUCCACAGUCUCCAUCCUUGGACUCGGCCCUGGCAUCUCCACUGGACCCUCAAGCCCUGGCCUGCACCCCAACCUCUCCUCCAGACUCACAGCCUCCAGCUUCUCCCCAAGACUCAGAAGCCCUAGACUUUGAAGUUCCUUCUUCCUCCCGGGCACCCCGGACCCCAGACUCUGCUUUGGCCUCUGAGACCGUCGCCUCUCCCCAUUCCCUGCCUCCAGCCUCACCACUGCAGGAGGACCCAGGAGAGGGGGACCUGGGGAAGGCCGUGGAACUGGCAGAGGCCCUGAAGGGGGAGAAAUCAGAAGUGGGGGGCAUGCUGGAGCUGGUGGGAUCCAUUCUUCGGGGCUGUGUCCCUGGUGUGUACCGAGUCCACACUGUGCCCUCUGCCCGACGCCCUGUGGUCAAGUUCUGCCAUCGUCCUUCGGGUCUCCAUGGUGACAUCUCCUUCAGUAAUCGGCUGGCGCUGCAUAACUCCCGCUUCCUGAGUCUCUGCUCUGAGCUGGAUGGGCGAGUACGGCCCCUUGUGUACACUCUGCGCUGCUGGGCUCAGGGUCGAGGACUGUCAGGGAGUGGCCCACUUCUCAAUAACUACGCUCUGACCUUGCUCGUGAUCUAUUUCCUUCAGACCAGGGACCCUCCUGUGUUGCCCACAGUGGCCCAGCUCACCCAGAAAGCAGGUGAGGGCGAACAGGUGGAGGUUGAUGGCUGGGACUGUAGUUUCCCCAGGGAUGCCUCAAGACUGGAGCCCAGCACCAACAAAGAGCCCCUGAGUUCCCUGCUGGCCCAGUUCUUCUCCUGCGUCUCUUGUUGGGAUCUUCGUGGCUCACUACUGUCCCUGCGGGAGGGUCAGGCAUUGCCUGUGGCAGGGGGCCUGCCCUCUAAUCUCUGGGAGGGCCUGCGCCUUGGCCCCAUGAAUCUCCAGGACCCUUUUGACCUGAGUCACAAUGUGGCAGCCAAUGUGACCAGCCGGGUGGCUGGGCGGCUACAGAACUGCUGCCGAGCAGCAGCCAAUUACUGCCGAAGCCUCCAGUUCCAGCGCCGUUCCUCCCGGGGUCGGGACUGGGGGCUGCUUCCCCUCCUGCAGCCCAGCUCCCCUAGCUCCCUGCUGUCUGCGACACCCAUCCCUUUACCCCCGGCUCCCUUCACCCAGCUUACUGCUGCCCUGGUCCAGGUGUUAAGGGAAGCAUUGGGGUGCCAUAUAGAACAGGGAACCAAGAGACUGCGGUCAGAAGGAGUUGGAACUGGGGAAUCUCCCCCGGGAGGAACAAGCAAACGAUUGAAACUAGACAGUGAGAAAAAUAGCUGUGAGGAGGGGCAGGAGCAGCAGCAGGGAUGUGCAGGGGACCACGGUGAAGAUGGGGUGGAAGAAAUGGUGAUAGAGGUUGGGGAGACAGUGCAGGACUGGGCCAUGCGGAGCCCUGGGCAGCCAGGGGAGCUGCCCCUGACAACUAGAAAGCAUCCAUCCACUGGAGAAGAGGGGCAGUCAGGCCCUGCAGCGCUGGCUGAGCAGGGGCCCAAAAGACCUGAGGCCACCCAAGAAGGGUCUGAGGGCGAGACAGAGAAGGGGGCUUCGCUUUCCUCAGUGAGCUGGCGCUGUGCCUUGUGGCACCGAGUAUGGCAGGGGCGGCGGCGUGCCCGGAGACGUUUGCAGCAGCAAACCAAGGAGGGAGAUGGAGGCAGUGCUGGCACAGGAGCAGGAUGGCUGGCAACCGAGGCGCGGGUAACUCGGGAGCUGAGAGGACUGAGCAGUGCUGAACAGAGGCCAGAGGCUGAGCCGCUCCUGACCUUUGUGGCAUCUGCCUCCCAGGCUGACCAGACUCUUACUGUGACCCCCCUCCAGGAUUCUCAAGGCCUGUUCCCCGAUCUCCAUCAUUUCUUACAGGUUUUCCUUCCUCAAGCACUUCGGAAUCUCCUCAAGUGAAGAUGGGGGCCCUAAAGGGCAAUAAAGCUGAUAGUUUAAUAAACGCUAUAGUUU
This is a messenger RNA of Vicugna pacos (alpaca), 2758 nucleotides long. It is a transcript of the gene TUT1, whose product is annotated as terminal uridylyl transferase 1, U6 snRNA-specific. Gene Ontology annotation, cellular component: nuclear speck. The record is from RefSeq and is a predicted model, not a curated record. Gene Ontology annotation, biological process: RNA 3'-end processing. NCBI's taxonomy places the organism in Eukaryota, Metazoa, Chordata, Mammalia, Artiodactyla, Camelidae. Gene Ontology annotation, molecular function: RNA binding; poly(A) RNA polymerase activity.